This is a messenger RNA of Entrophospora sp. SA101, 2481 nucleotides long. The record is from the annotation of a GenBank genome assembly. NCBI's taxonomy places the organism in Eukaryota, Fungi, Glomeromycota, Glomeromycetes, Entrophosporales, Entrophosporaceae.
AUGGGAAACACUGCUAAUAAAGUUGUUGAACUACCCCCAAAUAUGAAUUCAAUAGAAUUACUUCAAUUUUCAUCUAUAAAUAAUCGCCAAAUACAUCUUACAACAAUUGAUAUAAAAAAUAAUUUAUUUCUUUCAUUAGUUACUAAGAUUACACUUGAAAAAACCCAGUACAGAUUUCAACAGUGUAAUCAAGGAAAGCUAGUUGGUCAAGUUAAAUUGCUGAGAAUCUUCACUGAUUCUAACAAUAAUAAUUAUUCAAGUUUAAAAGGAAAAAACACUAGUUUUAAACAUGCAGUGCAUAAAGGAGAGUACAUUGUUAUUAAAAAAGAAAAAUUAAGUGUUGUUGAUGUAAUUUCAAACACUGAAUUGAAGGUUGCAGGUGUAUAUCAGACCUUAUCACUUGAUGAUGAUACAUGGAUUGACUUUCAAAUUGAACCAAAGAUAAAACUUAAUGGUUUUAUAGAUGCAUAUAAAUUAAUGUUUGAAAAGUAUCCAGUUGAGAGUUGCAUAGAUCCUGAACAAAAUCGGCCACUUAAUUUGAAAAUUGUCCUUGAUAUAAAUGAUGAUUGUAAAGAUGAAAAUUAUGAUAGAAAGUUUGAAAAAUAUGUUGUUAGCAUGUUCAAUGAAUUAAAGAAGAAAACAAAAAAACCUGCAUCUAUUUUAAAGCAUUUUAAAACUACUGUUACAACAUUUUCAGAACUAGACAUUGAAGAAAAUGAUUUUAUAUCAAAACAUUCAAAUAAAUAUCAACUAGGAGAUUUUGUAAUUCAACUUUCAUGUUUAAUACCCAUUCAGAUUGCAGUUGCUAAAAAUAAUCAAUUUCAACCACUUCGGGAUGGUUUAUCUUCAAAUGAGCAUGAUGUAGAUUUUGAUGUUGAAUAUGGAUGUCGCUUUGAUGGUAUUGCAGAAAGUAUUUCUCUUGGAUGGUAUGAAGGUAUAUUUAAACAUUUUGGUAAUAGACAAGUUAAAGUUGUUUCAAGUAUGGGUGAGCAAUCAUGUGGAAAAUCAUAUAUGUUGAAUCACCUUGUUGGAACAACAUUUGAUGGUUCUGCAAUGAGAUGCACUGAAGGAGUGUGGAUGUCUUUAGUUAUAACAAAAAAAAAUAUUUAUGUUGCACUUGAUUUUGAAGGUUUAAAAUCUUUGGAAAGAACACCACAAGAAGACUUAUUUUUAACUUUGUUUAACACAAUGGUUUCAAAUUUGAUACUUUUUAAAAACCAAUUUGCUGUUAGUAGAGACAUGUCAGAAAUGUUUCAAAGAUUUCAAGAUGGUGCAACUUUUUUUAAAUCUGACUCAAAUGUUUUUCAAGCAAAACUUUGCAUCAUAAUUAAAGAUGUUCAUGAAAAUGAUCGAAAAGGAAUUGUUGAUGAGUUUCAUCUCAAGUUUGAAGAUUUGGUUAAAAAACAAGGAGAAGAUAAUUUUAUUACUAGAAUGUAUAAAAGUGGAUUAACUAUUUUUCCAUGGCCAUUAUUUAAUGAUCCUGCUUGGUUCAAAACUUUGAAAACUGUUAAAAAAAAAUUAGAUAAACAGAAAGCAAAAUAUGAAAAUGCACGAACUUUUUUACAAAACACUAAAGUCAUUAUGGCUAAAUUAAAGAUUUGUGAUUGGGGAUCUUUGGAUGAAAACCUUGUUCAAAUGCGUUUAUCAAUUUUAAAAAGAAUACUUCCAAUAGCUAUAUCUUAUGGCUUAGAGCAAAAGGAGCAAGAAAUUAAGCCCUUAAUAAAUCACAAUACAGGAGAGAAAAUAGAUGAUCAACCUCAAUUAAAUCAUGACACUGGGGAGAAAACAGAUGGCCAAACUCAUUUAUCUAAAUUUGCAGAAACCUUCAAUACACAAAAUGAACUAUUUCCAGAUUCAGAUGUUUUACUCUUUGAAGAAAAUGCUGAUUUUGUUGAUUUUUCAUAUGAUCUAAGAAAUCAAUUUGAAGAUAAAAUUCAAGAAAGGAAAAAGUCUGAAAAAGAUUCAGAAUGGUUUAGUAAAUUAGAAAUGUUUUUCAAUUUUAUUAUUGAACGAAGAGUAUAUCGUGUUGAGCAAUGGUUUUUACAAAAUAUUAACAAAUUUCCACAAGACAAUAGUGAAGUUGUUAUUGGAAAAUAUGCUCUUGAAAAAGAAAUCAACAAUCUUAGGCUUUUUUGGACAUUAUGUGGGCUUUCUUGUCAGGAUUGUGGAUUACGCUGCCUUAAAAAUCAUGGAUUCAUUAAUAUGGUUGAUAAUAACGAUAUUUGUUUUCAUAUCGAUGAAUUGAAAUCUUUGUAUAAUCUUUUUUUAAGAGUCAAUGCUCUAGAUCAAAUACGGUCACAUUUUGGUUCUUACAUCAAGAAAACUGGUACACAAAUAGUUACUGAUACUAAUAAUGAAUCAGACAUGGUUUCAGAAUUGUUAACAUUAAAAUCAAGGAUGGACUCGAUUGUUAACGGUCCAUUCCAAAGUAAUUACAACUUUGUUUAUACUCGUAAAUUGUGGAUAAGAAAAAUCACUUAG